Messenger RNA from Sapajus apella (tufted capuchin), 5329 nucleotides. It is a transcript of the gene STYK1, whose product is annotated as serine/threonine/tyrosine kinase 1. The record is from RefSeq and is a predicted model, not a curated record. Gene Ontology annotation, biological process: cell surface receptor protein tyrosine kinase signaling pathway; positive regulation of kinase activity; multicellular organism development. Bases 2866 to 4146 code for a protein of 426 amino acids. The transcript has 9 exons. Gene Ontology annotation, molecular function: transmembrane receptor protein tyrosine kinase activity; ATP binding. Lineage: Eukaryota; Metazoa; Chordata; Mammalia; Primates; Cebidae. Gene Ontology annotation, cellular component: signaling receptor complex.
CCUUGCACCUACCCCCCACCACGGUAACUGAUCUUACUCUGCAACACCCCCACCCCACAAAAAACUACCCCAACCUAUAAAGCCAAUUCCCACCUUAGCCGCUUCGCCUGUCCUUUCUCAGAUUCCGCCCGCUUGCACCCAAGCAAGAAAUAAAACGGCCUUUUUGCCCACACAAAGCCUGUUUGGAAGAUCUGUUUAUUAAAUGCACUUAAUAUUCGAUACUAUUGGACACGAAUAACACACACGGAAAGCAAUUUCACUGAGUGGGGCUCAUCACUCCAUACAUUAAUCUGCUUACUCUAGCAUCCAAUUUCAUUGGGUUGCUAGGUAUUAAUAUGCCUCGUCUCUUUAAACUACUGACGUACAAAUAAAAGUGACGGUGAGAACCUGGCUCAGGAAAUGCAGUAGCCGGCCGUAUUGCAUCCAAAGGUGAGUGCUCUGUAAUAGGUGUGAUAGUCAGUGUAAGGGGAUGAGCAUGAGUUUGAGUUAUCAGGGACAGGUGUGUUUGGCCAGGAGCCUAUCGUUGAGUAUGGAUGACCCUCCAUGAGCGGUUCUGUGUGGGGGUACACGUGCACAGAUGGCUUUGAAUGACUCCCUUCAGUAUGUAUUAGUGGGUGUAUCAUUUGUUUUCUGGGUAGAGCUCAUGAGCCUGAGCUAGCUGCUGACUGACCCUUUUCUCCACUUGUGCUAUGGUGAGAAAGAGUGUGCCCAGAGAACCUCCUCCCCAGAAAGCCAAACUGGUUAAACUGGCUGCUCCCUGAAUGAAAAUAAUUACUUCUGAUAAUCCCGUAAAAAGGAAGCAAAGAAAAGAAAAAUAAUGAGAAUGGCAGUGAUAACUUUUCUAAUAGCCUCCAUGAGGUCACCCUGCUGAUCCAAUGUUUUCUUUUCCAGACCUUCUUUGUGCACUCUCUCAAGGCUUUGUUUCUUAAAAGUUUCAUCGCUAGUGCCUGUCCUUCCAUGUGGCCUCGAGAAUCGUGGAAACUUUCUCAGCCACCUUUCUCCUUGCCUUUUUGGUAGGAGAAUAGUUAGAUAGCAAAGUCCACAGCAUCUAGUGAACUUUGCUAUCUAACUAUUCAUCGACGUCUUAGAUCCCAUUCUAUGUACAAACCCACAGAUAAGAAUUUCCCUCUUCUGUGCAAUUUUCCACCCACUGGCUCCUUUGCUGUUUACCUGGGCUCUCUCAACCAACCACACACUUUGUGUCUCUUGAGUUGUAAGGGAUUUGUUUAGCUAUUGAACCCACAUACAAGUUCAUGGUGCUCCAGGAACACUGGAAAACCGGUAAGGCAGAAUCUGGGAGGCUUCUUUAUAUAGGUCUUUCAGACACUGAGAGACUCUGCCUCAGUAAAUAACAUUGUGGUUAUUGGUAAUAAAACAACGCAUAAUGCAAUGAUAGAGGACAGCAUCAUGUGGCUAAUUUAACACCUGUACAAUAUAGUAGCAUCUUAUAUAAGCUAUACUUCUGAUUUUUGUUUUAUGUUUUUAUUGUCACUACAAAACUGGAUCACAUAUUUAGAAUUAUUUAGCAGAAAAAUUACCAUAUUUUCUUUCAAGUUAAUCAGAAUUAAAGAAGUAGGCUUUGCUGACUAUAGAGCCGUGAGUGUGUCUUCUCAAGCAAAGGCAAAAUAUACAUUUUGGAGAGGUUUGGAAGAGCAGUAAACAUGAGUCUCUUUGGAAAGAAGGAACCAGGUUUCUGGUGGUAUUAUUUGAAAUAUAUACUGAUUAUGUUACAUACACUUAACAGAGAUACACAUAAAGAAUCCCUUGCCAGAAAAACAAGAAACUAACAACUAGAGUCUACUUGGAGGAGAAUUAACAACUUGAUAAAUGGAGAAGAAUCUGGUGGGAGAAAGAUUUUUAUGCUAUACAAUUUAACCUUUCCAUUUUUUGAAUCACAUGAAUGCAUUUUCUAUUUAUUUAAAGGAGUAAGGGAAAGAGAAGGUGACUUGGUAAUGAUACUCCCUUUAUAUGCUGGUAGGAAUGAGUGUCCAUGUCUAUAUCUGAUAUGAACAGGGCGAGCACCUUGAAGCUCUGAGGGAUGAGGAAUUAAACAGUUUCCAUUGAUAAAUGCUGUCUGUUCAUUGCUUGUGACGGUGCGGAUAUUCCAGAGAAAGAAAGCAAAUGUGUAACUCAUAUCCUUUGACAUCUGUCAACUUUUUAUUCAUUGUCUGAAUUAACUGUGUAUAAAAAUGAAAUUAAAUGUUUUGUUUAGAGCUAGGCAUGGUAGCUCAUGCCUGUAAUUCCAGAGACUCGGGGGGCUGAGGCAGGAGGAUUAGCUGAGCCCAAGAGUUUGAGACUUGAAUGAGUCGUGAUCACACCACUGCACCCAAGCCUGGACUACAGACCAAGAUCCCGACUUCAAAAAACGUUUUGCUUAAAAUGUGUGAUGCCCAGCUAAAAAAAUGUAUUAGACAUGCGUAAGACUGUAGGGGAGGUGGAUCAUACCCACAUAACCCAUGGAUCACAGUUGUUCAGACAGAUGUUGUAAAUCUGUAAUUGAUCAUGGGAGCAGAAGUCUCGGGUGGGAGGAGACACUUCCAAAUAAUUUCAGUAGCAAUCGAAUGAAAGGACGAGACCAGAUCAGAGCUGUCUUUGCUAUAUAACAGAGAAGCGAGAAAUGCUGAGAGGAGGAGGAGGUUGGGAGUGUUCUUCCAGUCUGAAUAUCAGCUAAAUAAAGAGACAUAAAUGGAUGACUCAGAGAGGUAGCCAUUUACUUAACUAGUGAUCUGUAGAGGCAGUUUAAAAUUCUGUGUGUGCUCCAUUUUAUUUUAUUUUUCAAGAGCCAUUCAAUCCUUAGGAACUACUCACGGCUGUGCUCUGUGCAUUCUCUGUGGGCCUAGCAGGGAAGAAGACAUCCCUGUGGCAAUGGGCGAUGAGAGGGUCAUGACACGGAUGCUCCUGGAAUGCAGUCUCAGUGACAAGUUGUGUGUCAUCCAGGAGAAGCAGUAUGAAGUGAUUAUCGUCCCAACUUUCUUGGUUACUAUCUUCCUCAUCCUUCUCGGGGUCAUCCUGUGGCUUUUUAUGAGAGAACAAAGAACUCAACAGCAGCGUCCUGGACCUCGAGACAUUGCCCCUGUCCCUCCAUCUAGGGACCUAAGCUGGGAAGCAGCUGGAUGUGGAGGAAAUGUGGCUUUGCCACUUAAGGAGACAUCUGUGGAAAACUUUCUGGGAGCUACCACACCUGCCUUGGCUAAGCUGGAGGUGCCCCGGGAGCAACUCUCUGAAGUUCUGGAGCAGAUUUGCAAUGGUAGCUGUGGGCCCAUCUUUCGAGCCAGUAUGAACACUGGGGACCCUUCUAAGCCCAAGAGUGUUAUUCUCAAAGCUUUAAAAGAACCAGCUGGGCCCCAUGAGGUACAGGAUUUCUUGGGGCGAGUCCAAUUCCAUCAAUACCUGGGGAAACACAAGAACCUGGUGCAGCUGGAAGGCUGCUGCACCGAAAAGCUGCCACUCUAUAUGGUGAUGGAGGAUGUGGUCCACGGAGACCUGCUCAGCUUUCUCUGGACCUGUCGCCGGGAUGUGAUGACCAUGGAUGGUAUUCUCUAUGAUCUCACAGAAAAACAAGUAUAUCACAUCGGAAAGCAGGUCCUUUUGGCUCUGGAAUUCCUGCAGGAUAAGCACUUGUUCCAUGGGGAUGUGGCAGCCAGGAAUAUCUUGAUCCAAAGUGAUCUCACUGCUAAGCUCUGUGGAUUGGGCCUGGCUUAUGAAGUUUAUACCCGAGGGGCCAUCUCUUCUCAAACCAUACCUCUCAAGUGGCUUGCCCCAGAACGGCUUCUCCUAAGACCUGCUGGCAUCAAAGCAGAUGUAUGGUCUUUUGGGAUCCUGCUCUAUGAGAUGGUGACUCUAGGGGCACCACCGUAUCCUGAAGUCCCUCCUACCAGCAUCCUACAGCAUCUCCAAAGAAGGAAUAUCAUGAAGAGACCCAGUAGCUGCACACAUACCAUGUAUAGUAUUAUGAAGUCCUGCUGGCGCUGGCAUGAGGCUGGCCGCCCCUCACCUAGAGAGCUACGCUUGCGCCUAGAAGCUGCCAUUAGAACUGCAGAUGACAAGACUGUGUUACAAGUACCAGAGUUGGUGGUACCUGAACUGUAUGCAGCUGUGGCCGGCAUCAGAGUGGAGAGCCUCUUCUACAAUUAUAGCAUCCUUUGAAGAGUCCCAGACAAGAAACGUUUAUGCAUGAUUAUAUGUUCUUGGACUCAAUUCAUCUAAGAACAGAAAAUAGUGUUUCCAGGGGACACAGAGGGAGACAUGGAACAUGGAUUCUUCAUCUUCCUUUCCACAUUUCUCUGGAAAUCUGAAAUGACGCUGGAUCAGACUCUACGCACCAUACACCCUGAGCUGAGACACAUUAUCGGUCUCACUUCUGCUGCCUCAGUCCUAGAAACACUGGGUAGAAGUGGUGGACGUGCGCAAAGGAGGUUUUAGAACUCUGCAGUAUUUGUUGGGGCAUGACAUAAAUAAGCUCAUCCCUCCCAUCCUAGGCUAGUUUUCUCUGGAACCACAUUUUAUCUAGAUGAUUACAAGGUCCAGAAAAUUUGGAAUGAAAUGAAGGAAUAGAAAUCCAAUAAAAGAGUUGAAGGGAAAGGAAAUUUAAGGUUCUACUUGCUCAGGAUUACAGAUGUGGACCAACACCUCCUUCAGAGAAAAGGUGGUAGGACACCUGAUCCUUCUUCAGUCCUGAUUCCUACCUAUAGGGUUGCAAGAGAACUAUAAUGGAAAACCUCUGAGUUUCCCCUUAAGUAUAGAUAAAACAAAGAUGGUCCCCUUUUAUCUAAGACACGUAAACUCUGUUAGUAAUUUUUAAUUAGAAGGUGGAGGGGUCAUUUCAUGAUUGAGAACAUUCAACAUGUAUUGUUCAUUGAACUAGCUUCCUAGCUCCGAUUAGACUAAGGAGAUUAAGCCUAGAGAGUCAAUGUUAGAACAGUGAUAAAAAUGCUGUGUGUGCAUGUGUGUGUGCACAGUCAAUAGGGAAUAUAGAAACUAAGCAAGAAGGCUCAGCAGCCCAGUAUUUAACAAGGGCUAGAAAAGACUGUCAUCUUAUAUGGAAGGAUAGUAGCUUCUAAUUUUCAAUCAUCCAUUGAUAUACUGUGAAACUUAUUUUAUUAAAUUAAUAUUUAUUGAAUGGAAAUAUGUUUUUCUGGUUUACAACUGUUAAAAAUCUCUGUCGUGGGGAGGAUAAAAUAAAUGGAAGUUAAUGUCAAUAGAAAAAUGAAAAGGGAUUCUUAAUGUGCAAAUGGGGAUAAUACCUAUCUCACAAGGUUGUUCUGAAUAUUGAGUAUGCAUUUGUACAGUAUCCGGCACAUAUGUGCUCAAUAAAUGUGUUUCUCCUUUU